Molecule: messenger RNA, 1757 nt
Organism: Daucus carota subsp. sativus
Lineage: Eukaryota; Viridiplantae; Streptophyta; Magnoliopsida; Apiales; Apiaceae
Product: cytochrome P450 81Q32
Exons: 2
Coding region: 97-1596 (499 amino acids)
Molecular function (GO): oxidoreductase activity, acting on paired donors, with incorporation or reduction of molecular oxygen; heme binding; monooxygenase activity
Source: RefSeq, a predicted model, not a curated record
AGAAAAUACAAUAGCUAUCAGAAUAAUUCUCUGCCGUUUACAAACGUUACUUUCACAAUCGUAAACAAUUUUUCUCGUUAAAAUCGAUCUGCAAAAAUGGAGAGUGUGAGCUUGUUCCUCUGUUUUCCUGCCCUGUUAUUCAUAACAGCUGCUCUGUAUCUUUACAAUCAGCUCUAUACCAAUCUUCCACCAAGCCCUUUCCCUGCCUUGCCAAUAAUUGGCCACCUUUGGCUCCUGAAGAAGCCUCUGCACAAGGCUCUCUCCAGGCUCUCCACCAAGUACGGUUCCGUCUUUUAUCUUAUCUAUGGCUCUCGACGAGUCCUCGUCGUGUCCUCUGCUUCAGCUGCAGAGGAGUGUUUCACGAAGAAUGAUGUGGUUUUUGCCAACAGGCCUAAUAUUCUGUUUGGGAAGUACUUGGGGAACAAUUUUACCAGCAUUGUUUGGGUGGGGUACGGGGAGUACUGGAGGAAUUUACGUAAGCUCUGCGCGCAGGAGAUUCUGUCGCCUCAUAGGCUGCAGAAGCUGGCGGUGAUCAGGGUAGAGGAGGUGAGGUCUAUGGUGAGGAGGUUUUAUGGUUUGUCUAGGGGUGGAGUUGAGGUGGUGGAGAUGAGGCCUGUUUUUUUUGAGCUUUUGUUUAAUGUGCUGACUAGGAUGAUCGCGGGGAAGAGGUAUUAUGGGGAGGAGUCAGGGAAGACGGAGGAGGCUAAGCGGUUUCAGGAGAUCAUGAAGGAGACUGCUAGGCUGGCAAGUGUCGCGGAUAUGGGGGAUUUUGUGACGGUUUUGAAGUGGUUUUGGUUUAGGGAUUUGGAGAAGCAGUUUGUUGAAUUGAGUAAGAGGAGGGAUGUGUUUAUGCAGAAUUUGAUUGAUGAGUGUCGUGAUUCGGGGAGUCAAGGGGAGAAUAGAACUUUGAUUCAGAUUUUGUUGGAUUUGAAUGAGGCUAAUCCGGAUUACUACAAAGAUGAUGUGAUUAAAAGCCUGAUGCAGACGCUCUUACAGGCAGGAGUUAGUACUUCAGUCGAUUCACUGGAAUGGGCAAUGUCACUUUUGGUUAAUAAUCCAGAAGUGUUACACAAAGCUCAAAAUGAAAUCGACAGUGUUGUGGGAAAAGAUGGUCUAAUUACAGAAGCACAUUUGGCUGAGCUUCCUUACUUGCGUUACAUUAUGAAUGAGACUCUGAGAAUGUAUCCAGUAGCGCGAUUUCUGAUACCCCAUGAGUCCUCCGAGGAAUGUACAGUAGGGGGAUUUCGUGUUCCUCGUGGAACUAUGCUGCUGGUUGACGUGAAGGCUGUACAAAAUGACCCGAAAAUCUGGGGAGACCCUGAGGUGUUUAGGCCUGAGAGGUUCCAGGAGGCGAAUGUGGGGUUUGGGUUUAUGCCAUUCGGGUCAGGGAGAAGGAAGUGUCCUGGAGAAGGGCUGGCUACGCGGGUCGUUGUAUUGGCAUUAGGGGCCAUGAUUCAGUGCUUUAACUGGGACCGGAUUGGUGAAGAGAUGGUUGAUAUGACUGAAGGCCAGGGCCUUUUUGGUCCCAAAGCUGUGAGCUUGAAGGCCAAGUGUGGAGCUCGACCAAACAUGGUGAGCCUUCUAUCUGAACUCUGAGGAGAUUUGCAGCAGAUCAAGUCAGAUUUAGUCUAACUUGAUCCUCUAUAUUGAUAUGAAUGUGUAUCUUUUAUCGUUAGGCCAUGAACUAGACUUUACUUUCUUAUCAGUGCUUGUUGGUAUUGAUAAUUCUUAGGCUAUUCGUCAUCGUUUUGAAGUUC